Messenger RNA from Striga asiatica, 1898 nucleotides. NCBI's taxonomy places the organism in Eukaryota, Viridiplantae, Streptophyta, Magnoliopsida, Lamiales, Orobanchaceae. The record is from the annotation of a GenBank genome assembly.
CGCAAGUACACGGCAAACAAGUUUCACCCAAAUUGCCAAACAUAAACCCUAAUUUAAACCCCACUGCUUAGUAAGCUCCCCACAAGAUGUCUUCAUUAUACAGAGCAUCAAAAACCCUAAGAUCACAGAGAGCUUUUCACAGUCCAUUUUCCAUCAAUCGAAAGCCGUAUCUGAAUCCAUUCCUGAGCUGGAGUCAAUGCGCAUUUUACGCGUCGCAUUUUAGGGAAGAUCCUAGCAUUGAUUUGAGCCAAUACCCAUCGGAUAAAAUUCGCAACUUUUCCAUAAUCGCGCACGUUGACCAUGGGAAAUCGACGCUCGCCGACCGGCUUUUGGAGCUCACAGGAACCAUUCGGAAAGGCCAUGGGCAGCCGCAGUAUUUAGACAAAUUGCAGGUGGAGAGAGAACGGGGAAUAACCGUCAAGGCCCAAACGGCCACCAUGUUCCACCGCCACAAUUUCCAUGGUACUGACACGAAUUUCCUAUUGAACCUUAUCGACACUCCCGGACACGUAGAUUUCAGCUACGAAGUCUCGAGAUCCCUCGCCGCAUGCCAAGGUGUCCUCCUCGUAGUCGAUGCUGCCCAAGGCGUGCAAGCACAAACCGUCGCGAAUUUCUACCUCGCCUUCGAAGCAAACCUAACCGUGAUCCCCGUCAUAAACAAAAUAGACCAGCCCACAGCCGAUCCAGAGCGCGUGAAAGAGCAGCUAAAGUCCAUUUUCGACCUCGACCCGAACGAGGCCCUUUUGACUUCGGCUAAAACGGGCCGGGGGCUCGAGCAUGUCCUGCCAGCUGUCAUAGAGCGAAUACCUUCUCCUCCCGGAAAAAGCGAUUCGCCUUUACGCAUGCUUUUGCUCGACUCGUAUUAUGACGAGUACAAAGGUGUGAUCUGCCACGUGGCGGUUGUUGAUGGGGCUUUAAGGAAAGGAGAGAAGAUAUCGUCGGCUGCGACUGGACAGUCGUACGAGGUUUUGGAUGUUGGGAUUAUGCACCCUGAGCUCACACAGACAGGUGUCCUUUUGACGGGUCAGGUCGGGUAUGUCGUAACUGGCAUGCGGUCGACUAAAGAAGCGCGUGUUGGGGAUACUUUGUAUCAAACACGAAGUAGUGUGGAUCCCCUUCCAGGUUUCAAGCCGGUGAAGCAUAUGGUUUUUUCGGGGCUCUACCCAGCUGAUGGGUCUGACUUUGAAGCACUUAGUAAUGCCAUUGAGAAGCUCACUUGCAAUGAUGCGAGUGUAUCUGUUACGAAGGAGAGUAGCACGGCACUUGGGUUGGGCUUCAGAUGUGGGUUCUUGGGCUUACUGCAUAUGGAUGUUUUUCAUCAGCGGCUUGAACAGGAACAUGGAGCUCAUGUGAUUUCUACUGUUCCCACAGUCCCUUACAUCUUUGAAUAUGCAGAUGGGAGCAAAGUACAUGUUCAGAAUCCUGCCAUGCUGCCUUCAAAUCCUAAACAACGAGUAACUACAUGCUGGGAACCCACUGUAUUAGCAACUAUUAUAAUCCCUAGUGAGUACGUGGGCUCCAUCAUCACCCUUUGCUCCGAACGACGAGGGGAGCAGCUAGAGUACUCAUUCAUUGACAGUCAAAGAGUACUCAUGAAGUAUCGAUUACCAUUGAGGGAAAUUGUUGUGGACUUUUACAAUGAGUUGAAGAGUAUAACUUCUGGAUAUGCAUCAUUUGAUUACGAGGAGUCGGACUAUCAGGCCUCGGAUUUAGUCAAACUCGAUAUUUUAUUAAAUGGUCAACCUGUGGAUGCUAUGGCGACUAUAGUUCACAGAUUGAAAGCACAACGGGUGGGCCGUGAACUCGUGGAUAAGCUUAAAAAGUUCAUAGACAGGCAAAUGUUCGAGAUUACCAUACAAGCUGCCAUUGGGGCAAAGAUCAUUGCUAGGGAAACGUAA